Molecule: messenger RNA, 3504 nt
Organism: Rhinolophus ferrumequinum (greater horseshoe bat)
Lineage: Eukaryota; Metazoa; Chordata; Mammalia; Chiroptera; Rhinolophidae
Gene: FBXL3
Product: F-box and leucine rich repeat protein 3
Exons: 5
Coding region: 345-1631 (428 amino acids)
Biological process (GO): regulation of cell cycle; entrainment of circadian clock by photoperiod; SCF-dependent proteasomal ubiquitin-dependent protein catabolic process
Cellular component (GO): SCF ubiquitin ligase complex; cytosol; nucleus
Molecular function (GO): protein binding
Source: RefSeq, a predicted model, not a curated record
GGCGCCAUUUUGGAGUCGGUGUCCGGGCCGAGGUGCCGAGGGUCUCCGCGGCGGCGGGAGCUCGCUGAGUUUUUCACCGCGACGAGUGGUCUCGGGGGCAGGACGCGGACGGCGCGGGACUGGGAAGGAAGGCUUCUCUCUGGGCAGCCAGAGCCGCAAAGGUGGAUCCGCAUUGGUGCCCUCCGCGGGACCAGCGUCUCGGAUGCGGGCGGAGCGCGGGGGGCCGCGGCGGCGGGAACCCGAAGCGCGGGGCCCGGGGGGCCUCAUGUGAGAGCCGCGGAGCCAGCCGCCGCCAUCCCCGGAGCCCGGGGUGGUGUGUGGGGGAAGCCGCCGCCGGCAGCAGGAUGAAACGAGGAGGAAGAGAUAAUGACCAUAAUUCAUCAGAAGAAGGUACUGCAGAGAAAUCCAAGAAAAUGAGGACUACAAAUGAGCAUUUUCAGACUUGUGAUUGGGGUAAUCUCCUGCCGGACAUUAUUCUCCACGUAUUUAAGUAUUUGCCUCUUCUUGACCGGGCUCAUGCUUCACAAGUUUGCCGCAGCUGGAACCAGGUAUUUCAUAUGCCUGACUUGUGGAGAUGUUUUGAAUUUGAACUGAAUCAGCCAGCUACAUCUUAUUUGAAAGCUACACAUCCAGAGCUGAUCAAACAGAUUAUUAAAAGACAUUCAAACCAUCUACAGUAUGUCAGCUUCAAGGUGGAUAGCAGCAAAGAAUCAGCUGAAGCAGCUUGUGAUAUAUUAUCACAACUUGUGAAUUGCUCUUUAAAAACACUUGGACUGAUUUCAACUGCUCGACCAAGUUUUAUGGAUUUACCAAAGUCUCACUUUAUCUCUGCACUGACAGUUGUGUUUGUAAACUCCAAAUCCUUGUCGUCGCUUAAGAUAGAUGACACCCCAGUAGAUGAUCCAUCUCUCAAAGUCCUUGUGGCCAACAACAGUGACACGCUGAAGCUGCUGAAAAUGAGCAGCUGUCCUCACGUCUCUCCAGCAGGUAUCCUUUGUGUGGCUGAUCAGUGUCAUGGCUUACGUGAACUGGCCCUGAAUUACCACUUGUUAAGUGAUGAAUUGCUGCUUGCUUUAUCUUCUGAGAAACAUGUUCGAUUAGAACACUUGCGCAUUGAUGUAGUCAGUGAGAAUCCUGGACAGACACACUUCCAUACGAUUCAGAAGAGCAGCUGGGAUGCUUUUAUCAGACAUUCACCCAAGGUGAACUUAGUGAUGUAUUUUUUUUUAUAUGAAGAGGAAUUUGAUCCAUUCUUUCGGUAUGAAAUACCUGCCACCCAUCUUUACUUUGGGAGAUCAGUAAGCAAAGAUGUGCUUGGCCGUGUGGGAAUGACGUGCCCUCGACUAGUUGAACUGGUAGUGUGUGCUAAUGGAUUACGGCCACUUGAUGAAGAGUUAAUUCGAAUUGCAGAACGUUGCAAAAAUUUGUCCGCUAUUGGACUAGGGGAAUGCGAAGUCUCAUGUAGUGCCUUUGUUGAGUUUGUGAAGAUGUGUGGUGGCCGCCUGUCUCAAUUAUCCAUUAUGGAAGAAGUAUUAAUUCCUGACCAAAAGUAUAGCUUGGAGCAGAUUCAUUGGGAAGUGUCCAAGCACCUUGGUAGAGUAUGGUUUCCAGACAUGAUGCCCACGUGGUAAAGACCAGAUGAUGUAGGGCAUGAUGAAUAGCACCUUAACUCGAAGCAUAUUGUAUUAUAAUAAAAGUUUAUUUCCUGCAUUUCUGAUGUAAUUCUACUAUUUUGUGGCACAGAAAUUUGAUACCUGCAUUGAGUGUAUAAGGAUUGUUUAUUAGAAGACCCAUGGACCAGUUUUGGUCAGAAAACUUCAUCUGUUUCUUUAGCCUCAUAGCAAUCAAAUCGCAGAAAACUAAGAAAAAAAUGUGGUUCUAAACUGAAAGUAAUAACCUCUUAUAAAGAUUUAAAAUUUUACGGUCUGAAAGAACAAAACCUAUAUAAUAUCCAAGAAUUGAGUACUGAUAGAUUUUCCAAAAUGUUAUGUUGUCUAUGCAUUUUUUUAAAAUGUAAACUUGACAUUUUAGGGUCUUCAGUUAUACAUACACCUGUUAUAAGGUGUUUAAUAUAGCUCAGGAAAGUGAGCAUUUUGUGAGAAAAAUGUAGGAUAUUUCAUAUCUAAUGAAAAAGAUUGGUUUAUUGUUCUCAAAUGUUAUAAAGCUGUUUAAUGACAUAUAUAUGUAUAUAUAUAUAUAAAUCAAACACUUCGAAAACUGAUAUAUGUCACACAGUGGUUAUUAUAGAAGGAUAAUAAACAGCCAGGAUCAUACUAAAAGAAAAUAAACAGAAGGGUGGCAGUGUUUAGCUUUGUAUACUUUUAGAUUUGCUCUGUAAUCUGCUAAACCAUAUAAAUUUCUGUUCUGUGAUAUGUUACUAUGUAUGUGGCGCUUGAGGCAGCAUAUGUAAAGUAAGGAAUGCUUCACCAGUUCUCCUUGGUUUUGUUUACCUUUAUGUAAACUAGUUUUGAAGUGUUACACAAUCAUUAAAAUGAAAAGCUUACCUGUUUUAAAAAGCUAAAUUGAAAUAAUUAAAGGUAGAACUUUAAAAUGUUUAAAAAAUUAUUUCCAUGAAAGAAUAUUAGUCACCAGUGAAUCUUAGUGAUGGCUCCUUUUUUCCAUUUUGGAAUUAUAUAGUUAAUGUAAGUAGGAUUUUCAAAAAUUAUAAAAGGAGCACCAGUAUACAGUUCAGCAUAAACAGUAAAUUUAAAAAAGGAUAUAUUUAAGUUCAUAAUCAUAUUUUUGAGUAAAUAUUGCUCAGUGGACUGGAAAAUUUUAAUAGAAAAAUGUCUGCAGUUUUGUGAUUGUUAAUUUGGUUAAACUAAUAUUUUAUAUUAAGUUACGUAGCAUUUUUUUAUUACUUAUGAAUAAAGGUAAUCCAUACAUUGUAGAAUCUGUAAAAACAUUAAAUUUUGGGCUACAUUUAGUUUUUUUAGAUAUUAUAUAAACUUUGAUUCUGAGCACUAGUGCUUGUUGAUAGUACUCUCCUAAAGGAAAUUAGAAGUGAUUUACCCCCAGUGGAAUAUAUUAACGCUUGAAACCUUUACAAAGCAUUUCAUUACUUAUGGAAGCUAACAGUCUUACAGAUCUAAUGUAUUUUUAAAGUAGAUUACCUUCCUAAGAGUAACGUAAAAGGUGAUUUUCUACAUAAAUCAUGCUUUUUAAAAGUGAUGGUAUUCUGGCCACAUAUAAAUGAGAAGAAAAAAGGAUGAUCCAAACUUGGAAAUUAUAAUAUUCCCCCCUCUUACUAAAUAGUAAAAAACUUUGUACAAGAAAUACCUUUUUUCCCUUAAACAACUUUUGGAAAAUGGAUUUGACAGUGCGUAUUCAGUUCUAACCAAAGCUUUAUUCAGAAAUUUACUUUUUGUACAAAUGGAAUUAUAUUAAUGCUUGAAAUACUUUAAGUCACUUUAUAAGCAAAAUGUAUAGCGCUUCACUUGUUUAUACUUGUAAUCUAUGUGUUAAAUGCUUUUAUCAGUUUAAGAAUAAAGAUAGUUACUAAUG